This is a messenger RNA of Phoenix dactylifera (date palm), 2337 nucleotides long. Its product is annotated as WRKY transcription factor 44. NCBI's taxonomy places the organism in Eukaryota, Viridiplantae, Streptophyta, Magnoliopsida, Arecales, Arecaceae. Gene Ontology annotation, biological process: regulation of DNA-templated transcription. The record is from RefSeq and is a predicted model, not a curated record. Gene Ontology annotation, molecular function: sequence-specific DNA binding; DNA-binding transcription factor activity.
CCUCCUCAUUUUUCAAACCUAACGGUCUCCUUACCUCUCCGGAUUUUCUUCUGCUCUGCUUGUCUCGUCGUUCCAGGAAGACUAUUCUCUCUGCUAUCAUCUCUUGGUCCCAGUCCAAGCCUCAGCUCCCUCCACCAAUCCGCUCUACCUUUCUCCCUGCUUAUAUCCCCGCCGCCAUUUUCCCGCUGUUCUCUCUCUCUCUCUCUCUCUCUCUCUCUCUCUCUCUCUCUCUUCAUUUUUAGUUUUUAUGUUUGCUCAUGCUUUUCUUCUCGAAAAGAUUUCGAGGAGUUGCCGCCUGGUCUGCAAGCUUCUGGGUCCGAAUGACAUGUAAAUAUUCGAAUCUUGAAUGUGAGGCAGCACAACCAUAAUUUGCUUCAAGCAACAGUACUUAACUUGUCGGUUUGCUUGGGGAGUUACGUUGCAUUUCACUGGAGAAAACUAUGCUAUAUAGCAAUUUCAAAUCUGUUGAUAUCUGUGGCUUGAGUUUGAUCGCGGUGCUGUCAACCAUACAUAUCGUUUGAGUACUAAUAAGUUGUAGUUUGGGGAGAUGCAAGACGCAGAGAAGAUUGCUGCGGCUAGACCUGUGGCUUCUAGACCUUAUAAUUCCAAUCUCAGGUCCUUCUCAGAGCUCCUUGCUGAUGCCAUGAAUGCUUCUCCUGCGACUUCAUUUGCUGAGGCAACGGUCGCCAUCAGGCCAAAGACUCUGAGAUUUAAACCCCCACCAAACGCUGCCCCAGCUGAAGUUUCAUCCCUGGAUAAUAUAUCUGAAUCAGAUGCGUUCAACUUAUCUGAUAAGUCAUCCACUAAGAUUUCAAAAGCAGAUUAUAAGACAAGGGUCUUAUGCAAACCUGCAGCAAGAGUUGUUUCGAGGACCACCGCUUCUCGCUUGGCAAAUCUGGGAAACUUUGAUGCCAGUCAUAAAAAAACAGCCAUGGGUGUGGAAGCCCCAGUUCAUGUUCUGGAGCAAGAAAAACACCAAUUCCAGUACAAGCCUACUCUCAACUGUCAACAGAAUUCAUCUCCACCCAUGGCUAAGAACCAAUUUUACGAGCCUUCAAAUUCUGUGCCUCCGAACACACAACAGGAUCCAAGAACUCAACAACCAGCAGCCGGUGGAGAUCGACCUUCUUUCGAUGGUUAUAACUGGAGAAAGUAUGGGCAAAAGCAAGUGAAAGGAAGCGAAUGCCCACGAAGUUACUACAAAUGUACGCAUCCAAAUUGUCCUGUAAAGAAGAAGGUUGAGAGAUCGCUCGACGGCCAAAUAGUUGAAAUUGUCUACAAGGGCGAACACAAUCAUCCUAAGCCUCAGCCCCCCAAGCGACUCUCAUCGGGGUCGCAAGGCCAAACCGUUGUUUCCGAAGGCCAUGGGAGAGAGAGCGGCAAUCCAUUGUGGAAACGCCAUCUUGUUGGGGGGAAUGUAUCUGAUGGACAAGUUGAGAACGGCAACGAAAUAAGUCUUCCAGACACAACCUCUCGUCUUGGGCUGGCUCAUUUUUCUCACGACCUACCUUUAGCUACAUCAUACAAUAGCGUUGCCAAGAAUCCUGACACCAUUGGUGGACUUAGUGGGGCCUCCGAGGUUGGAAACGCCACAGCAAGCUUAGAUAAUGACAAGCCAAAUUAUAAGAGAAGGAAGAAUGAGGAUCAAGUUGGUGGAGCAGGUACCAUAACGGAAGGUGUUGCAGAGCCUCAUUCUGCGACGCAGACUUCAGUAGAAUCAGAUGUCUCAGGAGAUGGAUUUCAUUGGCGAAAAUAUGGACAGAAAGUAGUGAAGGGAAAUUUAUAUCCGAGAAGUUACUACAGAUGCACCACUCCCAACUGUAACGUGCGCAAGUAUGUUGAGAAGGCAUCAGAUGAUUCAGGAUCUUUCGUCACAACAUAUGAGGGAAAACACAAUCACACGAUGCCAGCUAAAAAGACGAACCUAGCUGCUUCUGACCCUGAUGCAGUAGGCCUAAACAACUCCAGAAUCAAGCAAUCUCCAACCUGGAAACGAAUUUGAUGGUCAAAGAGUUUUAGUUAUGUUCCGAGAGGCUCCGCAUGGUCGCAGCAUUGGUGCUCAUGGUUAUCUUGAUCUUUAUUUUUCUAUAGUAUUCGGUACAGCUGAUGGAGACCACUUGGUAGAUUCAUGUUACUGAAGCUUAUAAUACUCUGAAGUUCUUUCAUUCAGAAAUGCUAUGAAUCUCAUCAAGGGUUUGCCUUUUAUUUCUCAUGAAAAUUGUAUUUUAAUGGCUAUUCAAAAGGCUCUGCCUUUUCAACUAAUGGCUUGUAGUACUCCCAAAGUUUGAAUGUCCAUUAAGAAUUGAUCCACAAAUGUAUCCAAAGUUUUGCCUUCUC